GCGAGAUCCGACGAGACCAGCUUUCUUCUCGUCCAGCAUGGCCGCGCUGUAUGAGGGAUACACGUUGUGCGGACUCGUUCCAGCUCAAAAUCAGUCAAAUUCAGGCAUUCAGGAGGUCGAGGAGGAGAGAGACUGCGACCAUGUCUUGGUCACCGACUCAACCCGAUCCGUCACGUUGUAUAAGGUUUCUGACCAAAAGCCGCUGAGCAGCUGGACAGUGAAACAGGGACAGACUCUGACGUGUCCGGCCGUCUACAACUCACAGACAAAGGAGUAUGUGGCGGUCUCGGACAACAAGGUGAUCAGAAUUUGGAAGGAAGAAGACAUACUCCUAGAAAAGACCUUCAAAGCAACCGUGUCAUCGGAUAUCCGGAGGGUCCACAGUGUACCUGGAGGGGAGCCUGUGGUUUUGUUCCAAAGAGGAGCUGUGAGACUCCUGGACUCUCUCCUUUCUGCUCCCCAGCAGCCCAUCGAGGAAGUCCUUUCUCAAGAAGAGGCGAUUCGGUGGAGUACUCUCGUAGUGGUGGAGUCACAGCAGUUUGUCAUCUUCACAACUGAACAGAAAGGAGAGAAUUUUCUCUACCUGCAGAGGCUGAAUCCAAACACCCUGCAGAGGUACCGACUGGAGAGAGAGGAGCCUGGCCUGUCCCCGCUCAGCUUCUCUGCAUCCUACACCGACAAACACAUACGCCUGCUUUAUCUCUACCCUAACGGUCACGUGUACCAGAGUGUGGUCUCUGUGAGGGGUCUGGGUGCUGAAGAGGGGGCCCAGGCUCUCCCCCUGCCCCGCAGCCUGCUGCUCGUACUGCCUGUCGGUGACGGUCUGCUGGAGGCAGCGUCGGCCCUGGUCCUGGAUGAAGCCCAUGUAGCCGUCGUAGGGGUUCCACACCCCUCAGCCGGAGCUGGAAAAGACUUUCUCUGCAUCUGGAACACAAAUUUCCAGACGCUUCAGGCAGGAAAAGAGAUGGCGGGUAAAAUCUAUGGACAGCUGUGGAGUUUUUCCAACAAGUUGUUCAUUCCACACGGCAAAGCGCUCUCUGUUAUUCCGUACGAGUGUCCCAAAUCAUGCCUGGCCUCUGCGCUGGGAAAACUACGGCAGGCCAAGAGUGACGAGUCCAAAGCUCCAGCUUCUGUACCGUCUUGGAAUAACCUUCUGCACGGGGAGAAAGCUCCGCCCUCCAGAGCGGUGGAGACGAGGAAAACUAGAACAACCCGCAAGUCCCAGUCAGCGCCUAGUUCAACAUUUGACCAAGUUCUGGAGCUCAUCAAGACUGCACCAGCAGAAGAGAUCCAGAAGGAGGUGGACGGGCUCAUUUCCAGGUCAGACAUGCAGGAUCUGCAGCCCUCCGUCGGGCAGCUAGCAUCGGCCCUCGUGUCCCGAAGCCUGGAUGAUGCCGCUUUCUACGCGCCCAGUACCCUUGCACAGCUAGUGCACACUCGCUCCCUGUGCCACAGUGUGUGUCCUGACCUCGUGCUCCUGGCCCUGGAGAGGAAGGACUACUUUCUGUGUCAGCUCUGCCUGCAGUUCUUCCCCGACAUCCCGGAAGCUGUCACCUGUGCCUGUCUUAAGACUUUCAUCAGUAUGUCAGACGUCGAUGCAGAGAAGGUGAGCCUCGAGCCUGACAGCGUCUCCUUCAUGGAAACCCUGAUGGCCGGAGAGCGUGGCCCCGUCGGGUUACAGAAUGGCUUCAGCCCCACCUCCUGUGACGAGGAGCGCUCGGACACCCUGAGCGGAGGAGGCGCCGUCACCAACACCAGAGCAGAGGACAAGGAGAAGAUCUCCACUCCACCAGAACAGAUCUGUCCUGUGGGAUUACACAAGACCGUCCUACUAAAUGAAGUCCUGCUGACGGCAUACAGCGACACUUACCUUCUCCCACACCUUAAAGAUCUCUCCUCCCAGCAAGUUGUCCUUUUCCUCCAGUACCUGCAGUACCUUUACCUGAAAUAUUCCCAGGAUGGGUUCCCACAGAUGAAUGGAUUGAGAUCACCAAGUCUGUCUCAGGUCAUGGACUGGGUGUGCCUGCUGUUGGACGCACAUUUCACCGUGCUCGUGAUGACUCCAGAGGCCAAAGGGUUACUGCUGAACCUCCACCGGUUCGUCAAGUCUCAGGUGAGACUGGUGUCGGAGCUGGGGAAGAUCGAGGGCAGCCUGCAGGAGCUCAAUAAGAUGAAGGGGACGAAGACGGACGUUGGACAAUACUCAAUAGAAGUCAUUGAGCUGUUUUAAAAUAUCAACAACUUAGUGUUUUUAGAAUUUGUCUUCUUCCAACUUUUCACAGUCUUGUGCUCGCUCAACUCGGUUUGAUUUAAAGUCUCAGACCACCAGAUCCAGGAGUGUUACCCUAUAUCAAGAUAAUCCAUUAUUUGGUUUGCAUGAUGAACUAAAGUUAAAAUUAUGCCGGUUCAUUAUGAAUUGCGAGAGUGAACAGCUUUUUUUGUGUCCUUACGCAUCUGAAUAUUUGUAAAUCUGUCUGCUGUGACUUUGUACUGUUUGACACAGGAUGGCUUUUUAUGUUGAAUACAAAUAUAUUACAAAAUCAAAACCUUAA
Molecule: messenger RNA, 2552 nt
Organism: Labrus mixtus (cuckoo wrasse)
Lineage: Eukaryota; Metazoa; Chordata; Actinopteri; Labriformes; Labridae
Gene: nol11
Product: nucleolar protein 11
Exons: 18
Coding region: 38-2230 (730 amino acids)
Biological process (GO): maturation of SSU-rRNA
Cellular component (GO): nucleolus; nucleus
Molecular function (GO): RNA binding; protein binding
Source: RefSeq, a predicted model, not a curated record